Messenger RNA from Truncatella angustata, 372 nucleotides. RefSeq lists its product as uncharacterized. The transcript is spliced from 2 exons. The record is from RefSeq and is a predicted model, not a curated record. Lineage: Eukaryota; Fungi; Ascomycota; Sordariomycetes; Amphisphaeriales; Sporocadaceae. The coding region runs from base 1 to 372 and encodes 123 amino acids.
AUGGCUAAAGAGCGUGGUGCCGGCAAGAUCAAGAUCACUAGAGUCGCCAUGCCUAAACCGCACGAUAAUCUGACUAACGAUUUCUACAUGAGGCCUCGGGAACGUUUUUGGUCGUGGGAAUUGAUGGGCGACAUUACCGUUGAGAUGGAUGGUCAUGCGUAUACGUAUGCGCUUCCUCUUGGCACUUUAAUCACCGACCUCAGCAAGUCAAUCGUCGAAACCCAGGGCUAUGUGUCUCUCAAGAGAGUGUUCUUGCCAACAACCGACUGCAAGGGCUCAAGCUUGGGCACUACACCAAAUCUGGUGAAAUGGUGCGAUCAUGCUAUCAACAACUUACAGCGGAAUGAUGCCCUUACCUACGGAACUGAGUGA